AUGCGGUGGUUACGUCCAAACAUGGUGUCUGUGCUCGUCGUCUGCCUCGGCAAUAUCUGCAGGUCACCGAUGGGCGAGGCGGUCUUGCGCCAUGUCGCAAAGGAGCGUGGCAUCGACAUCACCGUCGACUCCGCAGGCACGGCUGCAUAUCACGCAGGAGAGGACCCAGACGAACGAACAGUCCAAACAUGCCGCAAGCAUAAAGUGCCGAUCUCGCAUUCCGCUCGUCAGGUGGAACCCGAGGAUUUCAGAAGGUUCACGCACAUACUGGCAUCCGAUGAGAGCAACCUUCAGAAUCUGCUUCGCAUGAAGCCGGGGCAUGCCACUGCCGAUGUCAAACUAUGGGGAUCAUACGAUGACGGCAAACCCAUCGCUGACCCGUACUACGGUGGGAUGAACGGAUUUGAGCAAGUAUUCCAGCAGUGCAUACGAUAUUCCAACGCCUUCCUCGACCAAUUCUUCAAGAACGACUAA
Punctularia strigosozonata HHB-11173 SS5 is the source of this 474-nucleotide messenger RNA. Its product is annotated as phosphotyrosine protein phosphatase. The transcript is spliced from 4 exons. Gene Ontology annotation, biological process: protein dephosphorylation. NCBI's taxonomy places the organism in Eukaryota, Fungi, Basidiomycota, Agaricomycetes, Corticiales, Punctulariaceae. Gene Ontology annotation, cellular component: cytoplasm. Bases 1 to 474 code for a protein of 157 amino acids. The record is from RefSeq and is a predicted model, not a curated record. Gene Ontology annotation, molecular function: non-membrane spanning protein tyrosine phosphatase activity; acid phosphatase activity.